Messenger RNA from Anguilla anguilla (European eel), 2389 nucleotides. RefSeq names its product carbohydrate sulfotransferase 2-like. Gene Ontology annotation, cellular component: Golgi membrane. Gene Ontology annotation, biological process: N-acetylglucosamine metabolic process; carbohydrate metabolic process; sulfur compound metabolic process. Gene Ontology annotation, molecular function: N-acetylglucosamine 6-O-sulfotransferase activity. Bases 462 to 1853 code for a protein of 463 amino acids. The transcript has a single exon. NCBI's taxonomy places the organism in Eukaryota, Metazoa, Chordata, Actinopteri, Anguilliformes, Anguillidae. The record is from RefSeq and is a predicted model, not a curated record.
CGUAAUUAUUGGCAUUUUAUUAAGUGAAGAUUUAUCUUGGUCGCGUGUAGCCUAGACCUAAUACAGCUAGUUCGCUACCUCAGAUUUCUGCGCAGAGAUGCUUUCACCGCGUGUUGGUAGCAAAGAGUGUAACCUAGAUGUUUCCUGAAAAUAGCUCGUUAUCUAACAUCUCUUAUAGAACUGAACGCAGUCUGUAAUGUAAGUGUUAUAUUUUCACUGUAUUUUGUGCCGAAUUACGACGCUUGCGCACUGCAGUAAAAACCUGUCUGCGUUAGCUUUCGUAUUUGAAUGGAAAAUUUGAGAUUGAUCUCACUAGUUUCAGUUAUUUAAUCUAUUUCUUUUUAUAUUUGGUGCGUGAAAGCGUACGUCUAUCCACCCUCCCUACAGCACCCAAUUGAACACACACUACAAUUUAAAUGUAAGCAAUUAUUGGCGCGGUAUUAGCCCUCAUUGUGUAAUAAAUGAAAAGCAAACAGUAUCAACUGAAGUUAACACCACCCUGGGAGAAGGAUGCUGGCUUUGGGAGAAAACUCAAAACGUAUAGAAGUCACACAAAAAUAAUAGCGCAUCCAGGGAUCGUAAUGAAAGUGCUGCGCAAGAAGAGGAUUGUUUUGUUAAUUGCCUACUUUUUGCUACUGGUUUUAACCAUGCUGAACCUGGCUAAUUACAAAUGGACAAAAGAGCCACAGCAGUGCAAUCACCAGAUGAGAAGCACUACCUAUCAGGGUAGAUCGGAUAUUCGCUUCCUUUAUAGACCCUCUCUGGCUAAGAAAAGGCAGCUCGUGUAUGUUUUGACAACUUGGCGGUCCGGAUCCUCCUUUUUCGGCGAGCUUUUUAACCAAAAUCCGGACGUAUUCUUUUUGUACGAGCCAAUGUGGCACAUCUGGCAGAAAUUGUACCCCGGGGAUGCGGUGUCGCUGCAAGGGGCAGCCAGAGACAUGCUAAGCUCAUUGUAUCGAUGUGAUCUCUCUGUUUUCCAGCUGUACAAUGCACCGGGGGGCAAAAAUGUGAGCUCUCUCGGGGUAUUUGGUGCCACCCUUAACAAGGUAAUAUGCUCGUAUCCUCUCUGCUCGGCAUACAGGAAAGAUAUUGUGGGCUUGGUGGAAGAUAAGGUGUGUAAAAAGUGCCCACCUCAAAGUCUGCGGCUCCUGGAGGACGAAUGCCUCAAGUAUAACACUGUGGUUAUUAAAGGGGUGCGCAUUUUGGACAUUAACGUUCUUGCCCCGCUGAUGGAGGAUCCUUCUUUAGAUCUGAAAGUGAUUCACCUCGUCAGAGACCCGAGGGCCGUGGCGAAUUCCAGGAUCAAGUCGAGACACGGGUUGAUACGCGAGAAUUUGCAAGUGGUUCGGAGCAGGGACCCCAAACUUCGUCGAAUACCUUUCGUCGACCCGAAUCAUAAGGUUAACAAGAAGGACGGGUCUGACUAUCACUCAAUCGGAGCUAUGGAAGUGAUAUGCGACCGGACAUCCAGAACGUUGAGAACAGCCUUAAAUCCACCCAACUGGCUCAAGGGAAAGUACAUGACAGUUCGUUACGAGGAUUUGGUGGACAACCCAAUCAAGACGGUACGGAACAUUUAUCGCUUUGUUAAUUUGUCUGCUAACCACGACAUCGAAUUGUUUGCCCUGAACAUGACCAGCGGGACGACUUCAUCCUCCAAACCGUUCCUCGUGUCGUCCCGGAAUGCUACCCAAGCGGCCAACGCGUGGAGAACUGUACUAAGUUUUCAACAAAUAAAACAAGUCGAAGACUAUUGUCACCAAGCGAUGUCUUUGCUCGGAUACGAACGUGUAAGAACAGCCGGGGAUGCAAAAGACUUGAGUAAAUCGUUGCUGUCAGUCCCUAAACUGUAACAGCAAUUGCCACCAAAGACAUAACGACCUGUAAAUUAAUUUUGCAUCGAGUAGGUUACAGUUCUGUUCAUUGUGCAAUUUGCAAAUAUGUUAAAGCUUUAUGUCGAAGUCAGUGUUCUUUGGAUAAUUCAUAAGCCACAUUGGAAUGUAUUUUAUUCGUUUUAAAUACAGUACAGUGGUUUUGAUGGGACCGCUGGAUUUGUAAUUGGACCACUGGAUGUCUGACAAUGCAACGCCUGUGAAACCACUUGAAUCUUGGGUCCAUAUAAAACUGCAAAUGUGUACAAUGCAUCUUGUUAUAGUUGCACUUCUUCAAAGUGAAUGUUUUUGCAAUUUUAGUUCUAAAAAACUACAAACAUUUGGUUAGGCUACACAGUAACAAGCUAGGUUACUACUGUUUGUCAAAGUGAAAAGUGUGGGAGAAGAUGUUCAAAUUGAUUUAAGAAAAUCAUCACCUGGUAAUGUUACAUUAUGUGUAUGAAUACUGGUACGUGGCCAGCUUUACCAGAGACAAUCAUUAAAAAGUUAUGGAAUAA